AUCUUCAAAAAGAAAAAUUGCACUUCGCAUCUUCUUGGGCUCUCAAAGAACUCAAUCUGCCAUCAUGAAGUUCCUGCAUACCGUUGCCCUCAUUGCUACCUUCACCAUUGCCAGCGCUACGCCGACUGGUGACACUCCGUCCCAAUGCACUGCUGCGCAAGCUAACAAAUGCUGCACUGGUCUGACUAAUGGCAUUCUGAAUCUGAAUGUUCUUCCCGCGCUUUGUCUCCCUCUCGUGGGAAGUUGCAACAACCAGGCAGCCUGCUGUGAGACCAAUGGAAUUGGCCUGUUGAACUGCCUCACUGUUCAGGUUUAGAUGACCGGACGCUUGGAUACCAGAUAUCCAUAUUGAAUCAGAUCACUGGGAUAAGGCUCGCACUGGAGGGCAUGAAGCUUCUUGCUUGUUUGUUUUGCUUUUGAUGAAGUUAUGAACGCGAUGCAUCGCUUGUAUGGACACACUCAUUUAGCACAGGGAUUAACCCAAGCCAACAAUCCAAUGUUUAAGUGGAUUAUUAGUUUGUAUUGCAAAGGUAACAGUAGUAGAGCAUUAAGCAGAAGUGUCCUAAAUAUCUGCCUCUCAGUUCGAGAAUGCCUGUAUUUUUGUAGUUCUUUGUCACUCCUAAUUGUUGGUCCUGGGUGGCCUCCAUAUGAGCAUAUGGGACGAGACUAAUCCCCGGCCUGAGCCUGCACCUACCUUCC
Aspergillus pseudotamarii is the source of this 699-nucleotide messenger RNA. RefSeq lists its product as uncharacterized. The record is from RefSeq and is a predicted model, not a curated record. NCBI's taxonomy places the organism in Eukaryota, Fungi, Ascomycota, Eurotiomycetes, Eurotiales, Aspergillaceae. The transcript has 3 exons. The coding region runs from base 65 to 316 and encodes 83 amino acids.